Molecule: messenger RNA, 3479 nt
Organism: Saccostrea echinata
Lineage: Eukaryota; Metazoa; Mollusca; Bivalvia; Ostreida; Ostreidae
Exons: 5
Coding region: 350-3463 (1037 amino acids)
Cellular component (GO): cell periphery
Source: RefSeq, a predicted model, not a curated record
UAUAUCCUGCAACAUUUCUGAAAAGAAAGUGAAAUUUGUUUAUAUCUUACUUAAAAAUUCACAAAGAUGGGUCAUCGUCAGGAGUACAUCUGUCGUUAAUACAAUUGUAUAACUCCGCAGUAAUUGGAGGCAAUGUGAGGAACGGUUCAGCGAGCGCGAUAAAGCCAAACAGAAAGUACGCGCAAUUUUCCUUCACCUGUCUUUUAUAGCAUGUCAAUCACUUGAGAGCGUGCUUUGUUAAAUUUUGUUGUCUUGUAGUUCAAAAUGGAAUCUAUCUAUACUAAAGAGGAUUUUUGGAUAAGAAGUGAUCAAACGGUAAAGAAAUGAUGGACGCUGGGAGAAGUGAGAAAUGAAAACGCCAACACUCAUAUAUACAAUUUUCAUUGUUGUCUGGAUAUUUAUUUCCUCACCUGAGUUGUUAAAAUUUACAGAAGGCAGCUAUGCUCUCCAUGUGCCUGUGGUAUAUGUGGCCUUCUCCGGUGACCUAAUCCUCAAUUAUACCAUUCCAUCAAAUGUCUCUCUUCCAAAUGCCUUCAUAAGGAUUUUAGCAACUAUGGACAAUCACAGUCGGAAAGAAAUCACAACACUUGGCCUUCCGCUUGGACAAUCGUCUGGUAGUGUUAGUGUGCGCUGUGGAAUUCUAGAAUUCUCAGCGUCUCAUAUUGUAGAACUUCAUUCUUAUGCCGGUGGACCUAUAUUAACAACUUCAACAUUCCAUGUAGAAUGGCCUUCCUUUACAUUAAAAUUACCAUCAACACACUUCGCGCAGACACAAACUGUUACUCUCACUUUUCUGUCCACUGCAAAAUGCAAUCCCCUGUUGAAACGUUAUUCUUUUCAUAUUGAACUAGUCAUUGACCAAAAUGAAAACAUAAAUAGCAGUGCUCAACAAACUGUAUUUCAUGUUACCCCGAUUUCUGAUAUCGUAUCGCCUCGUCAAAGUAUACGUUAUCCAUGUAAUAUUUUUGAUACCGUUGGAAAUUAUAGAGCAAUACUCCGAAAUAGUUUUAAUACCAGCAAUAUUGUUUCGCAAAGUGGAAUUAUGACAGUAUCAUGGAGCAAUGCCUACAGCGUAGACAUUUAUUCAUCUUCCAUAUUUCCUUGCAUAGGGCAUACAACUUUAGUCUAUACAUACCCCGAGUGCAUUGGGACAAAGGAUAAAAUUCGUUUGUAUAUGAUGAGCAAGAGGAGUGGUUCUAUUGCAGCACCUUACCAACGAAAGUACAUUUCCGAGAAGAAAGUAAACCCCGACAGAAAUAACAUAUUCUUUGACUGUUCCUUGUUUCAGAGUCGCUCUUCGGCGUACUGUUUUGUGUACGUCAGUAUUUCAUCCACGGGGAAGGUGACAGAACAGAAAUCUCACUGUAUAUCUACACACCCUGACUCAGCUGUGCCAAUAGACGGGGGAUGGAGUCGAUGGUCACAAUGGGGAUCUUGCAGUGUGACCUGCGGGACGGGGAAGGUCAGUCGGUCCAGACUCUGUAACAAUCCCUCCCCACUGCAUGGAGGGCUCUUCUGUGAAGGGGAACCAAUUGAAUGGAAACCUUGCUUUAAUACUUGUCCAGAGCUAAUACCAAAAACGCCUCUACAUACUCUUUUACUCAGCAAAUCAUGCAUCUGUGGUUGUGAAAUCAAUUCAACUCAAGGGGAGAUAAUCGCUACAGGGCGUUGUACGGGUCUUUCCAUAUGGCUUAUAUCUGCAAGAAGCAAUCACCAGAUCAUUUUAUCUUUUACGUACUUCAAUUUGUUCAAGGGGAAGCAGUGGGUUAAAAUUCGCAACGGAGGAACGUCUACUGCUGACCUUGUAGCAAAAAGUGAGGGUGAAAUGGAUCUUAAAAAGGUCAUUUCCACUACUGGAACAAUGCUGAUAGAGUUUAUGACGCAGACGGAGCCGUCUGCCAAUCCCUCUUACAUCAAUUCCUCGUCUGAUUCCCCCUCUAUCCUGUCAUAUCCUUCAGAAUUAAUUCAUGUAUAUGGAUUUAUAGCAUCUUUCUACAUACAAGUGAAAAAUGAAUCAAGAUACAUUGCAGCUGUGACAGUUACAGAACCUCCACCGAAAGAAGGAAUCUGGCAAAGCACGGUGACAAUCGUAGGAAUAUCCCUCUGUGCCGUCAUUGUCCUAGUGGUUGUGAUCAUUGCAGUAUACCAUAAAGUGUUCCGUAAAAAGACACAUAAGUAUGCCAUGACGAAGCAAGAGGAAACUCCUGAACAUGUCCCAAAAAGCACGAGCAUGCACAGUACUCCAAGUCGUCAUAGUGCUAUAAGUCAAGGGAUAGAGAUAGAUAUUGAUAUGGAAAAACCUUUGACUGGGAAGAGUGCUCGAAAGAAAUACAGGAAAGACAGUGACACUCACAUAUCACGUGGUUCUUCUAUUUCUAGUAACAGAAGUGGUCGUAGUAAAAACAAAAUCAAAAUCAAAGCAGACAUAGAACCAGGAGGGAGCCCUAAACCUCCCUCUAGACAUUACACCCCAUUACCUAGUCCGUUAGUACAUAAUGAUCUCAUACAGGAAGAAGAUAAUAAGACUUCUUUAUUUAAUGCAAGUCCAUUGUUAAAUAGAAAAACUCGUUCGCCAAAGAUUCAUCCUUCACCAAGAUUUAAGAGAUUAUCAAACGGAGGAUCUCCAGUAAAGAGUAAGCAUGAACUUUUGAUUCGUAAAAGAAAAGAUCGGAGUACCAAGGAGAAAGAGGAUAAAAAGAAAGGUACGCUUGGUUCUAGUGAAAAGAAAGUGAAAGAGAAUGUGAAAUCCUUAGCUACACCUGACUCGGCGGGAUCCCUCACUCCAACACCAACAGUUCUUAAUCCUAUACCUCCAGUGGAUGCGCACGAAGAAGACAAAAAUGAUGUUCUAGAUGCAGUAACUGAAAACAAAAACUCAAAGGAAGCCAUUGAGUUAAAAGAAAUGUCGAAAGAAGACAUGGAGGCAAGAAAGCCUGGGUCUGGAACCUCGGACGAUUCGUGCACACCUGAAAAGUGUGAAGUGUUCAUUCAGCAGACGACUUCCUUUGUACAGUCACCAAGCAUAGAAUUAAUUAAGCUACGUAGACCCACAUCUUUGACUGAAAGUUAUAAAAAAUCCGCAUCAUUACCGUCCAUAGAUAGGGUUAUGAACAGUUCAGAUGAUAUAGUUAACGUAGAUAGACAUAAAGCCUUGCCAAAGCCAGAUGGACAGAGUCCUAAAAGUCCACGACAGGAAAAUUCCAAAACUUCUUCACCAAAAAGUGUUCAGGGCUCAAGUGUUAAUAGUUCUAGGAGUAAGCUUACCUUAUCUCCAGCUCGAAGUGGAACUUCUCCUUCUGAAAAUUUAGAAAUGGAAUAUGAUGACUACAUAGAAUAUGAUGACACAUUUUCUUACUUUGACCCAUUAGAAACGGAAAAAUUACAAUGGACAGGCUCUGAAAAAAUUGGCAAACCCAAACCUUUAUCCAAAGAGGAUCCCCAAAAAGGGAGUGGUGAUUCGUAAUUUUCGAGGAAUUCUU